Gymnogyps californianus (California condor) is the source of this 3062-nucleotide messenger RNA. It is a transcript of the gene BOK, whose product is annotated as BCL2 family apoptosis regulator BOK. Bases 408 to 1049 code for a protein of 213 amino acids. The transcript is spliced from 5 exons. Gene Ontology annotation, molecular function: protein heterodimerization activity; protein homodimerization activity. Gene Ontology annotation, cellular component: mitochondrial outer membrane. The record is from RefSeq and is a predicted model, not a curated record. Gene Ontology annotation, biological process: regulation of apoptotic process; intrinsic apoptotic signaling pathway in response to DNA damage; extrinsic apoptotic signaling pathway in absence of ligand. Lineage: Eukaryota; Metazoa; Chordata; Aves; Accipitriformes; Cathartidae.
AAAGCAGCAGAGCAAGCCCCGAGGAUCCCGGUGGAGUGCAGCUGGGAUGCGAGGCUGACAGAGAUGGGGAAGGAGGCACUGGCGUGAGCCCUGCGGAGAGCGCGACAGGGAAGGCUGGCGCUCUCCAGAAGAGAAGUGUGACAGUAUCCUAUGAAUCCUAAACCAGGUGUUCAGUGAUGCAGAUCUUCCAAAGAAACAUGAAAGCCAAUCCCAAAAGAAGUCACUGAUGGGGAAGAAGUGCAACAUGAGAGGUAAAAUGAAGAACUGGCCUUUUGAGAAUAGCUGCUGGGAGCUGUGACAAACCAAGAGACCAGAGGAUUACUACACAGCUCCUGCAGAUUCUCAUCUAAGGCAUCGGCUCAGCCUUCCAGCAAGUGUAUGCUGAGGCGUGGGUUCAGCAGCCAGGGAUGGAAGUGCUACGCCGUUCCUCAGUCUUUGCUGCAGAGGUGAUGGAGGUUUUUGACAGGUCUCCCACUGACAAGGAGCUUGUGUCCCAAGCCAAGGCUCUCUGCAGAGACUACAUAAAUUCGAGGCUAAUUCGAGCGGGUGUCAGCUGGGGCAAACCUGAGUACAGUGCACCAGUGCCUGGCGGUAAGCUGGCCGAGGUGUCCACCAUACUGCUGCGACUAGGGGAUGAGCUGGAAUACAUUCGCCCCAACGUCUACCGGAAUAUCGCCCGCCAAUUGAACAUCUCGCUGCACUCGGAGACGGUGGUGACGGACGCCUUCCUGGCAGUAGCUGCGCAGAUUUUCACUGCAGGCAUAACAUGGGGCAAGGUGGUGUCUCUCUAUGCUGUGGCAGCUGGGCUGGCGGUGGACUGUGUGCGGCAUGCACAGCCAGCCAUGGUUCACACCAUCGUAGACUGCCUGGGAGAGUUUGUCCGCAAGACCUUGGUGACAUGGCUGAAAAGGAGAGGAGGCUGGGCAGACAUCACAAAAUGCGUGGUGAAUACUGACCCCAGCCUUCGCUCCCACUGGCUCGUGGCCGCUGUUUGCAGCUUUGGCCACUUCCUCAAGGCUAUCUUCUUCGUCCUGCUGCCCGAGAGAUGAAUCCGAGUUGCCAAGUGCAGCCCCACUACCCCAUCUCCUCCCCCGCUCCAGAAGCAGUGGUUUAUGGCAGUCUCUGAAGAGGAGGAAGAGAAGAACCGGGACAAACAAAAGGCUUGUUCUCCUCUCCCUUCAGCUGGGAGCAGAUGAUCAACCACAGCCUCCUUUUUGCAGCCACAGGAGCCUCUCUCACCAUUAAUCCUUUCAAGAGUCUUGUUUCCCUCGGUGACUUGUGUGUGUGGCCUGGACAUUGCCAGUCCCUGGGCACGCUGAUUGCAGCGUGGACUGUCGGACGUCUGUUCCUUGCGGCUGUGUUGCAUGCUUAUGCUAGUGCGAGGCAGAGGGGAGGAGGAAGGGGAUAUUAUUUGAAAUGGGAUAGAAAAUAGGAGAGGGGGAGAGUCCCUCCUUCGGUCCACGUGAUUCCCCUUUCAGUCCUCAGACUCGCCUUGCGUCGAUUCUUGUCGUUACCUUUGUGCUUAAACUCCAUCUCCUCCUUUAUACCUAACUCUGGCUUGCUGGGCUCUGCCCCCGGCACAGCCCAGUGGAGGGGAUAAUGCAGCUGUGGGUUUUUAACGUGAUAAAAACAAACAUACGGUCGUCAGGUGCUUCUCCCUGGCAUAUCUUGGAAAUCAGACUGAGUGGCUGCGUGAGGGCGGACUAGAGGGCAGUUGCAUGUGAUGCGGUUUGCAAGUGUAUUUCGUUGACCCCUCUUACCGCGCUCACACGCCGUUUCGAACAGGAGAGCGAGGGGCGACGCCUUCAAGCAACAACUCGGGAUUGAAUUUCAUGAAGAAGAAAAAUGUUUUCUCCACUGAGAUUGUGUCAGAGCUAAGCGUGGAAGUAGGAAAGGCUGGGGGGCAUGGGCAGGAAUUAGGGAAACAGUAAGUGAACUGUCUGGUGUUGUGAAGGGGGAAAGCUAUGUUAAAAGUAGCUGAUUUAUGUUUCUCCUUUAAUGUCUUCCGAAGUGCAACUCGCAGUCGUCUUUGUGGCAAACAAUAAAAGAAAAUAGGUGGUGUUUCACUAUUGCAAAGGGUAUUGUAUUUGUUUCCAGAGUUAAAAAUUCCAAAAAAGGCCAGAGCAGUGCAGAGACAAACACUCAGGCCAUGCUAAAAAUACUUCAGCUUUUCCCCUGGUAGAAUAUGUUAACGUGUUAAAACUACAACUGGCCCGGUUCAGGCUAGGAAUUUAACCCAUGUUGUUACCAUGUCAGAAACGUGCUGUUUUCACCGACCGAAGUGGGGCCUCGCUGCCGUCGGCAGGGAAAGGCCGUGGAGCCUCUUCUCUGCCAAAGCCUCGCAGGAGACGCCCUGCUCGGUGCCUUGCUCCCAAGAGCCUGGCGUCGCAGAAAAACACUGUUCUGGAUUAAGACCAUGUGGCAUUACAGGAGGUUUUGCUGGGUUUUUCUUCCUGAUUUCUCUCCCGGCCCUGUGUUUAGAGGGGCUUUACUGUUUCCAUCCAGAAGUUACAAAUGGGUUUGAGAAUAAAGCAAAGCCUUUACUUUUCAGUUAUAUCUCUGUGACAGGUUUCUACUAGCAGUUAGUAGUGCUGUGCUCUGACCAACAGAACCACUGGCAGAGGUGGUUGUACCCUUGCACGGUCCUGCUUUUGACUGGUUUAGCCUUUUGCACUUCUGCUGAUGCCUCGACGUAUGGGUACCGGGCCCAGCUUUACCCCGUAGUACUACACCCGCAGUGAAGAGUGCUUGACCAGCUCAGUCUACUGGUACUUUUUCCGUAGUAAAGUAAUUCUUGUGGAGCAAAACCCUUAAAAGACAACCUCCCCCCGUCCCCAAUCCCCCAACAAAAACACUCGCCGAGAUGGAGAAAGCCUCCCGUUCCGUAUGGAAGCUGCGUGCUGCCUUAGACAGUGCCUAGGCAGGCUUUGGCUACGCUAUUAAAAGUUGGGGGGGUUUGUACUGACAAAGCUCCCAGUGUGGAUGCAGCUGAUGGUACCGGAGGUUGGGGCAUUUUUGUGUAUGUAUAAAGCUUGCAGCAGUUCCCCAAAUAAAACCAAAUU